AUGAAAUCGGACAAAGACCAAGCAAUUUACGAGAAUGUUGCUCGCGACAACUGGUCUUUCGUGUCGAACGAAGCCCUCAAGGAUCGUGCUAUUGAGUUUUCUACCCCCGUCAUGUCACAAGAGGAUCAAAUAUCCUUGAUCAUAGCGUGGCUCGAAAAUUGCGAUAAGGGACUUUGUGGAUCAGGUCGCACAUGCCGCCCGGCUCCCGAUCGCCCUUUGCCGACCCGUCUGGUUGAUUUACACAGUGUCAACGACGGUGAUGUGAAAUGUGAUGUGAAAGUUGUCAAAAAACCUGUGGACAAUCUAACAUCUGCCGUCGACUAUGUUGCUCUUUCGCAUUGCUGGGGCGACCUGCCAAUGGAGGAUAGGAACAAAUGUCAAUUCAAAGGUGGUGAUGAGGAGACAUUUUGCCUGGAAGAUUUGCCGAAAACAUUCAGGGAUGCAAUUGAGUUGACUCGCUCGAUUGGUAAACAAUAUAUCUGGAUCGACUCGCUUUGCAUCAAUCAAAAAGAUGAAGAAGAUUGGAAACGAGAAUCGGAAACUAUGUAUGAGGUUUUCAAGAACGCUUACUGCACCAUCGCCGCUACUUCCUCUAAAGAUUCACAUCAAGGAUUUCUCCAAGAGUCAAUGACUAUACCCCCCGGUUUAGACUCAUCCGUCGAUUAUAAAUCCGACGUUUCGGCGUCACGCGCCGCUUGCCCCUUAUUUGCUAAUUCCUUUCAAGACUCCGUGGAGAACGGAAUUUUGAACAAGCGGGCAUGGGUCCUGCAGGAACGUGCACUAUCACGACGGAUCAUUCACUUCACAGAAAAACAGCCAUUUUGGGAGUGCGGAGGAGGCAUGACUUGUGCAGCGCUACGAUCAGAGGGUUAUAUGAAAAAUGGUCAAAAAUCUUUCUGGAGUGACCCAGAAUUUCCGAUGUCGCUUAAGGGUCGUGGAGGAACGGCGAAAAUUCAACUUUUCCAGUUAUUGUUCAAGAAAUACUCCAAUUCAUGCCUUACGAAGAUGACAGAUAGACCCAUCGCGGUUAAGUCACUAGCUAGCGCGUUGGCACAGGCCAUAAGGUAUUGCCAAGUUGAAAACGGCAUCUUUAAUCGACCGCCUUUUUUGCAGCGGAGUCUCCUAUGGUAUCGAGAUGAGAAGAUUGAUGAUUAUCGUAUUGACUUCAAACGUACGAACAUUUCACCGCCGCAGACAUGGUCGUGGAUGGCAUAUCAUGGAUCAAUCGAUUACUUGGAAGUUGGAAAAGGUGUCGUCCAAUGGAAUAUGAGCGUUCAACUUUCGAAAACGACGACCGAUUCUCCUGGCAUCCUCACCUGCCGGGUGGCUAAGCUUGAACUCCAAGCUCUGGAAACUAAACAAGAGGGACGACAUGGACCACAUCGCCUUUCACGCAAGGCGGUGAAUCCACACCAAAAGCCAGGAAGUCGCAAAUCCGGACAGGAGGACACGGUGCACCACCACGGUCAUCCCAACAACGACGGAGCAGUAGGAGAACUGCGGUUUGAUAAAACAACAAAAAGAAUACCCGAAGAGGUGCAGUGCGCGUUACUAGGAAGAACAAACUACAAGCCCUCUUGGAGUGAGGAUAAAAAGGAUACCGAGGAUGAAGAGGACAGUGACAAGAAGUAUUAUAUAUUCCUUCUUGUUGGAAAAAGGACACCAUUGUGUCACAGGGACCCUGGCCGUGACACAUUGGAAAGAAUUGGGGUUGGAUGGGUUUGUCAGAGUGUGUUGAACUUUAAUGGCGAGAAUGAUGUAAAGAAAAUCAUAUGA
Fusarium poae is the source of this 1776-nucleotide messenger RNA. RefSeq lists its product as uncharacterized. The record is from RefSeq and is a predicted model, not a curated record. Bases 1 to 1776 code for a protein of 591 amino acids. The transcript has 3 exons. Lineage: Eukaryota; Fungi; Ascomycota; Sordariomycetes; Hypocreales; Nectriaceae.